CGCAUUUACCAGCGUGCGUUUGUACAUAAGUCAGAAAUCAUCGUUCAUGUGGUGCACAAGGUGGUUCCUACCGUUGUUACUUUUACCUCUCCCAACUGCUCAACCAUACUUUUUGGUGCUGUUCCUGUUUUCAUUAGCUUUGCACGCGAAACCAUGCUUCUACUGUAUUGUACUUCUCGGAGCUCUCUUUCUGUCAUCAUGUUAUUGGCAGUCAUUUCCAUUGGAGACGCGCCUCUCAAUUCCAUGGUCCCCCACUAUCACCACCUUUUAUGAUGCAUUAGAAACAUCCUUGCCACCCAAUUUCGACCUGGGCGAGCACACUCCACCUAUAAUUCGUGUCAAUGACAGAUGCUGGUGCGAUUUUGCUGCAGGAAUUUUCAAAUCAUACGAUAUGCAGAAAUGGGAGAGGGAAAGUGUGGAGAAACUGGCUGCAGAUAUGGUGCAGCAGAUGAAGGAUCGUGCGGAGAAGCUCACCGGAGCAGAGGAGCUACCAAACGCCGAGGAAGAAACAUUAUCACCUGAGGAGACGCAUUUCUCGGCAAAUCAUAUCGUACACGUCAUACCCUCCCAGAAGUCCACAUUAUCAGCGCUUCGCUCGAUGUUCGGUAAAACAGAGGCUCAAGCCACAGCAUCCAUCACAGAUACGGAACCGUUAACAACAGCGACAACGACGUCAGUUUCCGACUCCAAGCCAUCCCCGACGUCGCCGCCACCACCCCUUCGUCGACCACUUGAAUAUGACUUCAAUCCGUACGGCUUUGAUCUCAUUCUCGAUUUUCAUUGGUCUUGAGGUUGACAGAAAAAUUAGUAUACGACGCAUGCUACUCAACACAGCUUGUAUCAAUAUUUUAAUUAUAGACUGCAAGCACUACUUCUGUUGUAUACUAUAUGUAUGUGCCUGAAGUAGACUUUUGAAUGCUGUCGAGCGUG
Molecule: messenger RNA, 930 nt
Organism: Suillus subaureus
Lineage: Eukaryota; Fungi; Basidiomycota; Agaricomycetes; Boletales; Suillaceae
Exons: 3
Coding region: 47-790 (247 amino acids)
Source: RefSeq, a predicted model, not a curated record